AUGUCAAUUGUUGCUUCAGUGCCUUGUGACGGUGGGAUCAUGGAGUGGAAUACACCGCCAUCUCUUAUUCCACUUCUAUUCCCAACUCAGGAACUAUGCCAUUAUGUGCAAGUGCAAGGUGGAUCUUGGAUGCAUAGUGAUUGUAGAGUAACAAAUGAACUACUUCAUUCAAUUGCAAAGCAGAAAAUGUGGAAACAGGUCUACAUUCUUUAUGAUGAUACAUUAAGUCUUUAUUGUUUGCAAGACUUAAUAGUGCGCCUUAGCUUUGAUUCUGUAACAUCUCAGUUGAUCCAUGUGGCUACAGAUGAGAGUGUUAGAAGCGUAGUGCGGCAUAUCAGCUAUACAAGAAACAUUUUCUACGUUGUCGCCGAGGAGUACACGAUAAGUUCACUCUUACAAGAGGCGAACCCUUACAUAAAAAAAUCUAUAGAUGCGGAGUCGGGGAAAGUGGUGUAUUCUGGGUUUUGCUAUGACAUUUUAGAGGAUCUUGCAAAGGCCCUUAACUUUCGAUACCUUAUUAAAGAUUCAGUUGACGGCUUAUACGGAAAUCCAACUGACGAUUUCUCUGAUGCAACAGGAAUGAUUGGAAUGGUCAUGCGAAAGGAGGCUGACAUAGCUGUAGGGCCUGUCACUAGAACAGCAGAUCGUCUUAAAGUUGUUGAUUUCUUGGCACCAUUCCAGGAGGAAGGAAUAGGCUUUCUGAUGAGGAAAAUUGACAGUCCUCCUCUCGAACAAAUGUUUCAUGUCUUCCGUCCUUUUAGUCUUGUGUGCUGGGUUGCCGUAGUAGUUUCCAUAGUGGUGACAGGAAUAAUUCUUUCAAUCAUUGCCAAACUGAGUCCAUAUGCUGAACACAAAGAAGCAUCGCUUUCUCGAAACUUGUGGGUUGCAUUAAGCUCAAUUUUAGGGCAAGAGGAUGGUCCUCGACCCAGAUUCCUUCAAGGAUAUGUAAUAUUAGGAUUUUGGUGGAUAUUUAUUACGCUGAUCAUGGCUUUGUAUGCCUCUUCCUUGGCGGCAUUUUUAACAGUUUCACUUUCCAAUGCACCUUUAAAGAAUUUAGAGGAGUUGGCUUCACAGACACAUUAUAAACCCCUUGUCUUGCAAGGAACAAGCCUUUUUCAUUUGUUUAAGACUGCAAAAGGAGGACUUCAUAAGAGAAUUUGGGAAAUGAUGUUUGACAUGCCAAAGGUUACAACUAUGGAUGAAGCUUUUACGUUGGUUAAAACUGGAAAAUAUGCUUUUCUAUCUGACUCAUCUGAAAUUCGAUUUGAGCUUCAGGAUAAAUGUGACGAGUUGGAAAUUGCACAAGAAUCAUUUUUAUUGACACAGCUAUCUUUCGUCGUCGGCAAAAAUUUUCCGUUUAAAGAUGCCUUCGACAAUCAGUAA
Saccostrea echinata is the source of this 1383-nucleotide messenger RNA. Its product is annotated as glutamate receptor U1-like. The record is from RefSeq and is a predicted model, not a curated record. NCBI's taxonomy places the organism in Eukaryota, Metazoa, Mollusca, Bivalvia, Ostreida, Ostreidae. Bases 1 to 1383 code for a protein of 460 amino acids. Gene Ontology annotation, cellular component: membrane. The transcript has 7 exons. Gene Ontology annotation, molecular function: glutamate-gated receptor activity.